GUCAAAGGUCCCAUCCCUACCCAAAAGGUCGGUCGUGCCGGUCUAUUACCGAUCUCUCUCUCUCUCUCUCUCUCUCUGUACUUAUCAAAUAUAUGUCUUCUCUUCUCCUUUAAGAGUCACGGCCUCCAUACUCUUGAACUGUUUUGUGUCCAUCCCUUGUAUACACGAGAAAACAAGAUUCAUCCUGCAAUUUCAAGAGGAGUUGCCGAAUACCCUCCUCGUUUCCUUCUCCACCUCCUAUUUUUUGUUUUCAAUAUUGAUACAAUCUUUUCUUCGAAUCAUUUUUAAAGGGAGUUUUUUGAAUUCUUGGAAGAGAUACUACUAGGAAAACAAGCGAUGGGACAAACAGAGAGCAGUACCGAGAAUUUCCAGAAACAACAACAACAACCUCUACAAAAGCAGUUGAUUCCAGGCCUGCCCGAUGAGAUAGCCAUGGAAUGUUUGGUUAGAGUGCCCCACCAAUUCCAUCCCACCAUGAAAUUAGUGAGCCAGAGUUGGCGAUUCUUGAUCAUGCAUCCUUCAUUCUACCAAGGAAGACGCCGUUCCGGCAUGGCUGAGCAUAUGGUUUGCCUUAUUCAACCUGUUCCAUGCUCGCCACCAUCACUAACAGAGUCAUCUGACUCUGAUAUGACAGACUUAUCGAACCGCAACACAACCACCAAGGAAGAGGAGAUUGAUGCAAAGAGCUCUACCUCACGUCUAAUUCAGUAUGGGCUGAGCAUCUACAACGCCACCCACCAGACUUGGCACCGGAUGAUGAUGAGGCCUGGGGGCGGACAUGUGCGAAUUCCCAUGUUCUGCCAGUGCGUGGCACUUCCCGUACCUGGGAAGCUCCUGCUCUUGGGUGGUUGGGACCCUGAUACCUUAGAACCGGUGCCUGAUGUGUAUGUCCUGGAUUUUAUUGGCGGUGUCCGGUGGAGACGCGCAGCCCCCAUGUCAGUGGCGCGCUCUUUCUUCGCCUGUGGAGUCGUAGGACAAUCGAUGGUUUAUGUGGCAGGGGGGCACGACAAUCAGAAGAAUGCUCUGCGAUCGGCAGAGGUGUAUGACGCAGAAGCAGACGAGUGGAGGACGCUGUUGCCCAUGGCAGAGGAGAGGGACGAGUGCCAAGGUCUCUCGUGGGAGGGGGAUUAUCGGUUCUGGGUGGUCAGCGGGUACAGCACGGACAGCCAAGGACGAUUCCGGUCGGACGCAGAGUGCUAUGACCCUGUUAGUGGGUCUUGGUCCAGAAUUGAAGGUGUUUGGCCAUAUCCGAGUGUCAGUCCCAGAGGCCUCACCACCACUGUUACAAUUGAUGAGAAGAGUAACAACGGCAGCCACCACAAUCAAAAUCAAUACCAAUGGUGGUGGUUUCUGGGAAGCCCACAACAGCAUCAAGACAACGGGGGAGUGAAGGAAUUAGACAACAGCAAUAACAUCAUCUGGAAAGUGGUGGAUCACGUCCAGCUUCCCGGCGGAAUUAACGGGACGACAUCACUUUGUGUCAACACUCUUGGGCUCGGUCCAGAUCAAUAUUUCGCAAAUACUCACAAUCAGCAGCUGCAGAGAAUGUUCUUGAUGAGCGGCGGCGGCAGAGGAACAUCUUCAUCGUCAGUGACUUGUGGCGAAUGCGAAUGCGAAUGUGCAGAAGGAACAUACUUUUUUUCCACCAAGUGGUAUCAUGUCCACACGCCUCCCGCAUUUUCUGGCUUCCCCUACUCGGCUUCAUGCCUCAUGGUCUGAAAAUUUCUCUUCGACGUUAGGGGGGGGCCUUUUCAGUUGAACAGUUGCGCCACCACGUUCUUGGGGCUUCUUUGGGUACUCAGUACUCUCUCUUGCUGGGUCAACUUAAAAAUUAUAAUCUGGGCCAGCGCUUCACACACGCUGUCGACUUUCCUCUGUUUUCUAAUUUUUUACGAGCUGCACAUCAUGUUGACUUUCGCUUAAGUUUUAGUUCGUUUAUCGUUUGAAUCAUGGGUGUAUGACGACUUUAGCCAUAUAUAUUGCUGCAAAUGUUUUGUAAUUUGAGUUUCUAGAGCCUAUAUUGGGGUGAA
Molecule: messenger RNA, 2030 nt
Organism: Carya illinoinensis
Lineage: Eukaryota; Viridiplantae; Streptophyta; Magnoliopsida; Fagales; Juglandaceae
Product: F-box/kelch-repeat protein SKIP20-like
Exons: 1
Coding region: 337-1719 (460 amino acids)
Biological process (GO): negative regulation of cytokinin-activated signaling pathway; regulation of phenylpropanoid metabolic process
Molecular function (GO): protein binding
Source: RefSeq, a predicted model, not a curated record